GUAAGUUUCUUUUUACAUGUCCCAUAGAACUGAUUGCUGAAAUGUUCUAAUUAAGGAACGUCGUGGCAUUCACGAUCCCAACAUGAAGCAAAGUAUGGAGAAGUGGGGUCUCGAGAAAAAAUGGCUUAUGAUAAAUCAGGAGCUACAGGCUGAAUUACUGGUAUCAGGAGCGAAGCCAAACAAGAUUAAAAUUGCAAGUAGGGGUAGUAUCGAUAUAACCACAAAACAACAGCCACCCUCCAGCCGCAGUAGCAUUGAACUACAGCCACAAAAAUCACUGUCAACACCUACACGUAUCAUUGAUAGGCCUCAUGCGAUCAUUACCACUAAUUUGAAUGCAAGCCAUAGUACCAUCACUUCCUCAUCUGGCGCGAGAACGCCUUUAAGAUCAAAAAGCAUCUCUCAAUCACCCAUACAUACCGGUUCAAAAGACCAUUUUUUUAAUGCAGAGACAUCUGAUCAGAACUCACCUGAAUUCUUUAUCAAAAAGUUUUUGGAUCCAAACUUGCGUUCAGUGACAACAGCUAUUGCUGCAAGAUUGGAAGUGUCACUAAGGACACGAUCUAUAGAUUGGGUCUCGAAAUAUAUCCAACUAAAGGGGUUUCAUGUACUCUCUUAUGCCCUUGAUUUCUUAAAUCAUACAACCGAAUAUAGAAAAGAUGUUACACUAGAACUAGAAGUGGAAAUUGUCAAAUGUAUCAAGGCUAUCGUCAACACAAAGGCAGGCAAAAAGGAAGCCAUGGACCAUCCAGAAUACAUCCAUACUGUCAUAUUCUCAAUACUCUGCCCACAAUGGCAGACAAAAAAAACCGUAUGCGAGUUACUGGCAUUCUUAUGCUACUCUGAUGGAUAUGAACAUGUCGUACAUGGAUUUGAAAAGCUGAGGAAAUUUAGGAAGGACUUGGGCUUAUUCGAUUCAUGGAUGAAAGAUUUUGAAAGAACGAUUACAGAUAGAGGGCGCAGGAUACCCGGAAACCAUCUAAUAGAAUAUGCUAUAUCUAACAUGAUUCUAGUAAAUGCAUUAAUCAAGAUACCCGCGGACGUAAACAACCGCAUCUAUAUGGAAAAUCAGUUCAAUGCAUCUGGCAUACAAUCCAUUUUACCCAAACUAAGGAUAUUAGAAUAUGAUUUAUUAAAUAUUCAAAUCGAAACAUUCAAAGAGACAUUGGAUGCCGAUAUGGACGAAGCCUUUGGUGAAGACAUGUCACUGGCUUCUGAUGUCUCACAGCCACAAGAAUUAUUUGAUCGUGUGAUUGAAAGCAUAUCGGAAGCACCACGAGCAUCAGAACAAUUCUUGUAUGUGCUCAAGUAUCUCUUAUGGAUUCAUGGUAAUCCAGAUACAAAAUAUUAUUAUUAUCGCAUGAUUCAAAUCAUCAUUCAGCAGAUAGUCAUGGAUAGAAGAGAUCACGAAAACACAGAUAGCUUUUCUUCAACCUUUGGCUUAGCUGUAGGCACUGUCAUCCAAAGUUUUAGCGAACUGGAGCGAUUAAAGGAUGUGGAGAGCCAAUUUGAAUAUUUCAAAAGACAAUAUGAACAGAUAUCGGCCGAGAAGGAAAGCUUACUCUCGGAGGUCGCCAAGCUACGAAUUCUUCCUUCUCAAUUAGAGUUUGACAGCAUGAGCCGACGUAUGAACGAACUAAAAGAGGAAAAUGACUCUCUGAGAGAUCUGUUGAGGACUUCAAAAGAAACAAUUGCUAUGCUCCAAUCCCGAUUGGUACAAGAAGAAGGUUUGCGAAAAGACCAAGCGUCUGAGACAACUUCAAUUUCGAAAUCUCCCAGGCUUGGUAAAGGAAUUAUCACCUCUGGUAGUUUCAUGUUUGGAAAUAUAUUCCUACCAUUGUUUAGUAAAAGACAUGGGCAUAAGGAUAGGAAAAUACAUAUUGAUACCCAAUCGCUUGAACCAGUAGAUUCAUCAUCCACAGAGGCUUCUUCCAACAGAGGCUCGGUGUAUUCUUCUUGUGGAUCCGUGGAACAAGGUCAACCAUUGACACCUCCUUCUAUACCACCUCCACCCCCUCCUCCACCUCCUCCUCCUUCAGCUGCAGGCGCCCCUCCUCCACCUCCACCGCCUCCACCACCACCUAACUCAGGACUUGCUCGUUCAAAUAUUCCAGCACCCCCUCCUUUACCACCAACACUUGGACAAGCACGACUUCCAUCCGCUCGUGUCCCAGAACCACCUGCUGUCGUCCCUCCACGCAAAGAGUUACGUCACUAUCCCAACAUCAAGCUCAAGAAUCUUCAAUGGCAAAAGAUAGAUGCAAGAUCCACUUAUCAGACUCUAUGGAACAUGGACAGUGAACGCCAUGCGAAACUAGAAGAUAAACUGGACAAGAGCGGCGUAUUUCAUACGAUUGAAGACCUGUUCCCAGCCAAAGCCAAUACGUUUCUUGAAAGAAAGCUUCAGUCCAAAAGAAUGGAUACUGAAAAUGACUCUAUUAAGUUCUUGACAAAGGAAAAGAAUAGAAAUAUCAAUAUUGCCAUCUUGCCACAGAUAAAACAGCUGGGAUCAUUCAAGGCAACACAACAGCACAUUCUCGCUAUGGACGACAAAUUGUGUACAGAAACCUUUUUGAUCAACUUGAUAUCCUAUAUACCCCAUAAAGAAGACAAUUUAGAUCUUAUGCAAAAAUACCUCAAGGCAUCAGAGGACGAGUGUGCCAAGCUUGAUUUACCCGAACAGUUUACGAUUGAGAUGAUGAAGAUUUAUCGAUAUGAAAUUCGGUUAAAGUACAUGCUCUUUAGAGUGCAGUUUUGGGAGCGAUUUGAUAGAUUGAAGACAAGUCUGGCUACUGUCUUGAGAGCAUGUGACGCAUUACAUGACUCAGAGGCUCUAAGAGAGUUAUUGUCCAUCAUUUUGAUGCUGGGCAAUUACAUGAACUCAUCGAGUCUUCAAGGAGGUGCAUUUGGUUUCAAGAUUGCUAGUAUCAAUAAGCUCAUUGAUACCAAAGCAACUGACUCUUCACAGUUGACCUUGCUUCAUAUCGUGAUUGGUGUUGUACGUACACAGUUUCCUCAUGUAUUGAAAUUUACUGAAGACAUCAAGGAUGUGCCACAAGCAGCACGAAUUAUGUCGAGCAUUACUGAUAUUGUUCAAGAAUAUACAGAUAUGCGCCAAGGACUCAAGCAGCUCGGAAUAGAACUCGAUGCUCACUGGAGGGAAAAAGGUAUUGAUUUCAAACGAGACAGAUUUUAUGCCGUCAUGACAGAGUUUCGUAACUCCGUCAUGGAACGAUUUGAGGAGAUUGAGGCACUUUACGUCAACAUGGAUGUCAAGUGGAAGAACGUCAUGAUUUACUAUGGAGAAAACCCUCAGACGAUGAGACCUGAUGAAUUUCUUGAUAUAUUUGCUCGAUUUCUUUCCAACUGGAAGACGUGUGCUCUUGAAGAGUUACAGUACGCAGAACGAAAAGAACGAGAAGAAAGGCGAUUGCAGGAAUUGGAAGAAAGACGACUGAGAUCGCUACAGUCAGCAAAGGAUACGUAUAUGGCACAAGAACAGCAAUGUGAAGAAGGUUUACUUGUAGAUGACCUCUUGGCUAAGCUUAGAUCAGGCGAAUCGCUGACUAAAACGAGAAAGAGCCGUGUUCGUAAGAAGAAUAUGAAACGUCCAGAGUCAUCUUUCAAGGCAAGAUUUAGCGUCUCUUCUGCUACUUCUUCACUUCGCAGAAAUAGUACAUCGACUAUCAAUUCCUUGAUGCCCAUCUCUGCUGAAGACUUAUUACGUACCUUGCAGCAAGAUGAAGAAUAAAUAAAUAAAAGCUUUUGAACCUGAUGACACAAUUUUGUAACAAGCUGUUGUGUGACGGAAGCAGGAG
Messenger RNA from Rhizopus microsporus ATCC 52813, 3818 nucleotides. RefSeq names its product actin-binding FH2. Gene Ontology annotation, biological process: barbed-end actin filament capping; actin filament bundle assembly; mitotic actomyosin contractile ring assembly. The record is from RefSeq and is a predicted model, not a curated record. Gene Ontology annotation, molecular function: actin binding; small GTPase binding. Gene Ontology annotation, cellular component: mating projection tip; cell division site. The transcript is spliced from 12 exons. Lineage: Eukaryota; Fungi; Mucoromycota; Mucoromycetes; Mucorales; Rhizopodaceae. The coding region runs from base 83 to 3751 and encodes 1222 amino acids.